This is a messenger RNA of Fusarium verticillioides 7600, 1174 nucleotides long. RefSeq lists its product as hypothetical. The record is from RefSeq and is a predicted model, not a curated record. Bases 44 to 1063 code for a protein of 339 amino acids. The transcript has a single exon. NCBI's taxonomy places the organism in Eukaryota, Fungi, Ascomycota, Sordariomycetes, Hypocreales, Nectriaceae.
GCGUCGACCAACUUCCACUGUCUAUCGGCAGACACAAGCCCGGAUGCACAUUCGAUACUAUAGGUGCGAGCUCACGAACCACCAAACAAAUAUUGUCACCUCAGCUCUCAUAUUUCUCAAACUCACUUUCUAUUUCCUUAUAUGUUGUCUUAAGCGCAAGACAACGAUCAACAUGUCCAGCACCACGGAAGCAGAUCAAGAUGAACAAAUUGACUCGGAGCCUGAGAAGCAAGAUAACUCGGAUGACAAGUUGCCCAAGUAUUUAAAAUGUAGUUAUCUUGAUGCCGUUGUCGGCAAAGAGAUACACAACUACUGGGGGAAUCGAGUCUUGGAGCAUACCAACUCCCAUGGCGAAGUGCUCGCGCUCAAAGUCAGCAACCCAGAUGGCAUAGACCGCGCUCAAGCCGACAUGAUGCAUUAUGCCGCCACGCAUGGCGUAUUAGCACCCAAGGUCCGUGGGGUCUAUGAUAUUGUCACCAGGCGGCCUAUUGCGCGUGUUAUGAUUAGCGAGCGUGUUCCUGGAGUGCCCCUUGUCGACAUAUGGCAGAACAUAUCUGAAGCUGAACAGGCCUCCAUCAAGGACCAGCUUCGCGCUCAAGUAAAAAAAAUGCGUACCUUGACGCAGCCUUACAUAGGCCGUAUCGACAAACAACCUACCCGCAACAUAUAUAACACCACAUUUGUCAGGCACUGUGGGCCCUUUGAAGACGAGGAGUCUUUUGAUGAAUGGUGUUUGGCGAGACUGUCAGGUGGAAGCCUUCAACGCUGGAAAUGGAAGAGGGUUCUGGAGAAGCAACGACGUAAAUCAACUGGACGCUUCGUUCUUACUCAUGGCGACCUAUCACCGCGCAAUAUCAUGGUUGAUGGAAGUACCAUCACAGGGAUAAUCGACUGGGAGUUGAGCGGGUUUUAUCCAGAGUAUGUGGAAUAUGCGGUAGCCAUAGGUCUUGGCCCAGGGAUAGAAGAAUGGUGGGUUCCCGUGUUGAAAGAAGUACUGGAACCGUGCUCAGCAGACCUAAUAAAGUUUACGGAGCUGAUAGAAGAGAGAAUGGGGUCUUACUAGCUUAUAUAAACCAAGGAACAGUUGCUAUAUUAUGGAUAAGCACGAAAUUCUUAUACCACUGCCAGUUCCACCUUAUUCAUUUGGUUUCUGAGCCCAGACAACCUUCUGCUG